GAGAAGGCUCGGAAAGCCCUCACAGAGCUGCAGAGAGACCUGGAGAUGAAGACCCAGCAGCUGAAGAUCAAGCUGAGCAACAAGACAGAGGAGGACAUCAAGAAGGCACGGAGAAAGUCCACACAGGCUGGUGAUGACCUCAUGCGUUGUGUGGACCUCUACAACCAGGCGCAGUCCAAGUGGUUUGAAGAGAUGGUGACCACCACUUUGGAGCUGGAGCGGCUGGAGGUGGAGAGGGUGGAGAUGAUCUGGCAACAUCUGUGUCAGUACACACAGUUGCAGCAUGAGACAGACAUGUUCAACCAAAGCACAGUCGAGCCUGUGGACCAACUGCUUCGAAAAUGGACCCGGCCAAAGACAGAGAGCUGUGGGUCAGAGAGCACAAAAAGGGCAACAUUCGCCCCGUGUACAUGGAGAUCUAGACAUGCCUGUGCGGCCCCGGGGGUCCUGCCCAGGAGAGGGGCUGGGGGUCCCGUGGAGAGGGGGUGGUGGCUCCCGCUGGGUGAAGCUGCCCUCCCACCCACUCUCCUGUCCACUGAGGAGAGAGGAGAGAGCUGGCAAUUCCAGAAAGGGUGAUCUGGAUGGUUCAGCUGGGGAAUCCCAAAUAUUCCCAGGCCAAGAAGACAGACCUGCAACCCUGCCCUUGUCUCCAAGACUGAAGCCCCCCCAAACCCCGUGCCGUGCUGGCUGCUCUGAGAACAAACUGAGGCAGGAACUUUGUGGUCCCUGCUGAGUUCCAUAGGGGUGGCCAUCAAACACUUGUGCCCUUGGAUGCUCCAAAGUCCAUCCUCCAGCUGGUCCCUUUAUCUCCGGGGCUUUGGAAGAUCAGGGAAGGGCUGUCUCUGCCUCCAAGCCAAUGAAUGUCAGGAUCAGAAUCAUGGAUAGAAGGCGCCGUCAGCUCAGCCUGCACCUAGAAUCCUUUAUGGCCUCUCUCUAUUUUUCUCAUUGCGUUCUGGGAGCCCAAAUCUGGCUUUUCUUGGCCACUUUUCAUCCCCGUGGAUCUUGGGAAGGCCUGUUUUCUGUCUUCCCUGACCAACCCUGCCCAGAGAGGUCAGGAUGGAACUACCUCAUUCGGCAAAUUAGCCCCAAGUCAGAGCAUUGAUUCACGGUUCCUAUCAGACCAGGCAUCAUCUCUAAAGUCUCUGGAAAAUCCCGAUCCCUCCAUUCCUUAGCUGUUUUCUCAAGGCAGUCCCCACUCCCACCCUGCCACCCCUGCCCAGCCUCACUAGAGGGAGCUUUCCAAAGUUCUCCUCCAGGGAGACCUCCUUCAGCUUUGUGCAUGUCCAAAAGCUUUGAGAGAUGGAGAUGAACCAGAAACCACAUGGGGUCUGUCUCCCAUGGUGUCCUGUCCAAUACUGGGCUACCCUGACCCCCGCUCUCCCAGGCUGCCCACCAAAGGCUUGAUAGAGCUAGGUCAGUCCCACAUGGGAGACAGGUUAGGGCAAGUCUUUGUCAACUCCAUCUGCUUAUGCAUGAUAGGGUUUGGACUGCUGUUCCUUGUAUGGGCAUUGCAGACUCUCUCUCAUUUACUAUCCAGGUGUGUCCUGCCACCUGGGCCUCCAGCUCCUCUGAACUUUCCAGAGCCCUGCACCGAGCCCUCGCUUGGUGUCAGCACCUUCUUUCCCUCUGUCCAUCUUCCCUGUAGAAGCCUGA
Molecule: messenger RNA, 1653 nt
Organism: Ictidomys tridecemlineatus (thirteen-lined ground squirrel)
Lineage: Eukaryota; Metazoa; Chordata; Mammalia; Rodentia; Sciuridae
Product: growth arrest-specific protein 7
Biological process (GO): neuron projection morphogenesis; clathrin-dependent endocytosis; clathrin coat assembly
Cellular component (GO): cytoplasm; clathrin-coated vesicle; plasma membrane
Source: RefSeq, a predicted model, not a curated record